GGGCGUCGCGAGGCGAACCGCAUUUGGUAGUUUGUAUCGACGCGACCAUCUCCAGUGAGCGCCGCGCGCAGUCUGUCGGUGUCGACGUUCGGCGCGCGGGGCUGGCCGUUGACAUCCCCCGCCCGUUCCCCAUUCCCCGUGCGUUCAUGUCGUUCGUUCAGUCGAGGUUUUGUUUUGUUUAAUUACGCACGCGGACGUUUGAUAUUGAGUACCUAUCAUUAUGGAUAAUUAUAUUCAGAGAGAUAGAAAACGAAAUGAAAGCUCAGGAGAAAGCAGUAAAGAAACAACAGAUAAACGAAAGAAAUAUAGAAAAUAUGACGACCAAUAUUUAGAUUUUGGGUUUACAUACAUUACUAAAGGAAAUGAAGAACUUCCUCAAUGUGUUGUUUGUCAUAAAGUGUUGGCAGCUGAAAGUAUGCUUCCUAAUAAACUAAAACGUCAUUUGGAAACAACUCACAGUCAUUUGCAAGGUAAGCCGAAAGACUUUUUUGUUAGAAAAUUGCGAGACCUGAAACAUCAGUCCACGGCUUUGCUUUCAAGAGCGUCAGUUCCUUCCAAAGCAUUGCUCGCCUCCUACAAGGUAGCUCACCGUGUCGCCAAGUGUAAGAAACCUCACACGAUUGCUGAGGAACUGAUUUUACCUGCUGCGGUUGAUAUGGUGUCAGUGAUGAUUGGAGAAUCGGCGGCUAAAGAAAUAAAAAAUAUACCGCUUUCAAACAAUACUAUUAGCCGCCGUAUUCAUGACAUGGCAGAAGAUAUUAAUGAGCAAAUUGUGGAAAAACUUUCAUGUUCAUUUGCCAUUCAACUGGAUGAGGCGACCGAUAGUAAUGACGAUGCUCAAUUGAUAUGUUACGUGCGGUACAUACAAGAAAUAAAUGUAUGUGAGGAUUUGUUAUUUUGCAGAAAAAUAUAUGAUAGUGGUAAGGCUAUUGAUCUAUUUAAGAUUUUGGAUUCUUACAUGGCCGAAAAUAAUAUUAAAUGGGAGAACUGUGUGGGUGUGUGUACGGAUGGUGCUCGAGCGAUGUCUGGACAGUAUGGAGGACUACAAGCUCUCAUCAAAACCAAGGCUCCAAAUGUAAAAUGGACACAUUGCGUCAUACACAGAGAGGCCUUGGCUGCAAAGAACAUUUCACCUGAAUUAAGUGCUGUGAUGGACAUAGUUAUCAAAGUGGUGAACUACAUUAAAACACGACCUGUGAAAGCAAGGUUUUUUCAUAAGCUUUGUGAAGAAUUGGGUGCCCAGCACACCUCUUUAAUUUAUUAUUGCAACUCUCGCUGGUUGUCCAAAGGCAAUGUACUCGCACGUGUGCACGAACUACGAAAUGAGUUUUACACUUAUCUACAGACCGAAUCACACAAUGAUGCACAAAGUUUUAUUAAUACUGAUUUUCUAAUAAAAUUGGCAUAUCUCUGCGACAUUUUUCAAAAAUUAAAUGAGCUUAAUAAGUCCUUGCAGGGAAACAAUACUCACAUACUGCAACUGGCAGAUAAAAUUACUGGAUUUCGAAAGAAGUUGCUGUUAUGGAAGAGAAAAUUAGAAGAAGGUCAAGUAAAUACUGACUGUUUCCCUGCUUUACAAGGCAUUCUACAUGAAAAAUCGAUAGAGACCCUCGAUCCCUCCAUAAAAAUAAUAUUUACACAGCACUUGUCAUCAUUAAAUGAACAUUUUGCCAAAUAUUUUCCUGAAAAUCUGGAGCAAUAUGACUGGGUUAGGAACCCUUUUCAGUCGACACCACCAUCAACACUUUCCACAGCGGAGGAAGAACAACUGAUUGAACUGUCCUGUGACUCCAGUCUUAAGCUCCAAUACGACAAAGACAAACUGCUCGAAUUCUGGAGCUCAGUUUCUCAUGAAUAUCGUGCCAUCAGCACUGCGGCAUUGAAGGUUCUGCUACCCUUUGCGACAUCGUACUUGUGCGAAACAGGCUUUUCUGCAGUUGCAGUAAUUAAAAAUAAGUACAGAUCGAAAAUUAAUGUCGAGAAAGAAAUGCGAGUAGCUAUUUCCAAUCUUGAGCCCCGUUUUGAAAAGCUAUGCUCAGAAAAGCAAGCACAUCCGUCCCAUUAGUUUCGGCUAUGUUUUUAUUUUGUUAUUAAUAAAAAAAUAUAAAAUGUAUUCGGAGUUUUUUCUGAUAACUUGUUACUUGUCUAGAACUACAACUAGGCAUGGUAGGCAGUUUUCAUCACUGGGGGCGUCGCAAAAAAAUGGCCCAUCCCCAAGGGCGGCACAGCAAAAAAAAGUUUGGGAA
Daktulosphaira vitifoliae (grape phylloxera) is the source of this 2246-nucleotide messenger RNA. RefSeq names its product zinc finger BED domain-containing protein 5-like. Lineage: Eukaryota; Metazoa; Arthropoda; Insecta; Hemiptera; Phylloxeridae. The record is from RefSeq and is a predicted model, not a curated record. The transcript has a single exon. The coding region runs from base 221 to 2065 and encodes 614 amino acids.